This is a messenger RNA of Entrophospora sp. SA101, 1068 nucleotides long. The record is from the annotation of a GenBank genome assembly. NCBI's taxonomy places the organism in Eukaryota, Fungi, Glomeromycota, Glomeromycetes, Entrophosporales, Entrophosporaceae.
AUGAAAAAACACGAUAAUGUUGACGACAAUGAUGAUGAUUUAAAAAAGUUAAAACUAAAAGAUACUAUAAUAAAUAUUCACGAAGUCAACAAUAAUGAAAAUGAGAAUUAUUAUAAUGAUAAUAAAAUCAUCGUAAAUUAUAUUUUAAAUAUUUUAUAUAAUGCAUUCGUAGCGAUUUUAAAUCUAGUAAUGUUAGUUGGAAGUAUCGUAUUGUGUCAUAUGAUUAUCAAAAAUGCAAAAAUACCAAAUUUCACAUUUAUAUCUAAAGAAAUGAUUUUGAUAUAUAUUAUUGUUGAAAUUUUGGUAAGAAUGUUAGGUAUUAUUCAACUCAAUGAAUCAAUGAGCAAAUUAAAAAAUGGUUUACUAUUGAAUUUUAAAGAAAAAGCCGGAAUGAUAUUAGCAAAAAAGGAAUUUUAUAUUCUUUAUGGAAGAAAAAGAUUAUCUUUACUUCAAAUUUUUGAAUUAUCAAACGUAUCAGAUAAUACAAUUGAUAUUUUUAAUGUUAAAACAAUUCAGUUUAAGAUUGAAGCUUCAUUAUUGCUAAUUUCAACAUUUUUAAUGAUAAUUAGAUUUGUGUUCUAUUAUAAAACCACAACAAAAUUAGAAGAACAAUCAGAAGAACAACAAUUUUCUUUAUCAUCAAAAUACACUCAUAAACAUGGUAGUAAUGGAUUUGCUUCCUUACUUAUUCCCUUGCUGGAUUUAGUAGAUUUUAUUAAUUUACAUUAUAUGCUUUAUUAUUGUGGUCUUUUGAUCAAUAGUUUAUAUAAUUCGCUUAGAUCAUUAAUUAGAUCAUUGGUUAGAAAGAAAGGUGUGAUGUCAUUUGUGGAUGUUAUUGCUGCAUCAUCGCCUGUGAUGCUACAAUGUGUUGUGCGUGGCAUGACUGUUGUUCCGACGUUUAUCUAUUUUCCGGAAUCUGUUCAAGAUGUUGUAAUCGCUCAGGACAUAGAAACCAUUCAGGAAGUGGCGACUGUUCAGGAAGUGGUGACUAUUCAGGAAGUGGUGGCUGUUCAGGAUGUUGUGAUUGUUCAGGAUGUUGUGGCUGCGGUGACUGUGAUGACUGAAUAA